This is a messenger RNA of Colias croceus (clouded yellow), 593 nucleotides long. It is a transcript of the gene galla-1, whose product is annotated as MIP18 family protein galla-1. The transcript is spliced from 3 exons. NCBI's taxonomy places the organism in Eukaryota, Metazoa, Arthropoda, Insecta, Lepidoptera, Pieridae. Bases 45 to 551 code for a protein of 168 amino acids. The record is from RefSeq and is a predicted model, not a curated record.
CCGACUCGUAAACGUAAUAAUAUCAAAGUCUAAUUUCUGACGAUAUGUUAUCGUUCUUUUCAAAGCUUUCAUUAAGCAACUCGCAGAAGCCGCCGGAGGAAGUCGCUACGCCCGCUUAUAUGGACAAAAGUGCAACAUUAGAGGAACUUGGGUACAAGGACAAUAAUGAGUUGAGAGAGACGAUUUAUGACUUUUUGCGGACGAUACGGGACCCGGAGAAGCCUAGUACUUUGGAGGACCUGAAAGUCGUCUAUGAAGAAGGAAUUUUCAUCAAGGAGUCAACGGAGGACAAUGUUCCCGUGUUGAGAGUAGAGUUUAAUCCUACCGUUCCCCACUGUUCCUUGGCUACGCUAAUUGGACUCUGUAUUAGAAUAAAGAUACAGCGAUCGCUUCAUCAUCCUGUCAAACUGGAUAUUUUCAUCAAGAAAGGAGCACAUACUACUGAAGAUGAAAUCAACAAGCAGAUCAACGACAAAGAGAGGAUUGCAGCUGCAAUGGAGAACCCAAAUCUCCGGAACCUCGUAGAAAGCUGCAUAGCUGAUGAAGAAUAACUUAACAUAUACCUAAUUUAGUGGUGAAUAUAUCCUGUAAAC